Molecule: messenger RNA, 1779 nt
Organism: Epinephelus fuscoguttatus (brown-marbled grouper)
Lineage: Eukaryota; Metazoa; Chordata; Actinopteri; Perciformes; Serranidae
Gene: timmdc1
Product: translocase of inner mitochondrial membrane domain containing 1
Exons: 8
Coding region: 346-1338 (330 amino acids)
Cellular component (GO): mitochondrion
Source: RefSeq, a predicted model, not a curated record
ACAGAAGCUAAUAGGCUACAUGCUAACGCUACAGCUCCCAUUAUCGGACAGACAUGAUGAUUUAACAUAACGGUUAGUUUUUUGACAACAAAAAUAUAUAACCAGACAAUUGCAAUUAAAGCCUUCAUUUUACACGCCAUGGACAAUUAUAAUGUUAGGUAGUAAGGUAUUUGUAUUACAGAAAUGUGUGAGUGUUUGUAGCCGAGCGAGCAGCAGUGUAAAGUGAGACCUGACACAGGUGCACAGUAUCAAACUAAUUAGGGGAAAAGUCAGCAACUGAACAGACGCUGUGCAGGACGCCUAUUAACAUCAGCUUGGCUGCAGCCCAAUGCCAGCUGAAGCGUGAUGCAUCCAGAGCAGCCCAGAACGGGCUUCGCCCUGCAGAGACGACGGGCAGAUUCAGCCCCUCGGGGCAUGUUGAGCACCGGCCUACUGCAGGGCCUCAUCCAGAGUGCCAGGCCUCCUUCCUUCUGCUUCCUGCUCCCCAGGGUCCAUGCAGCUGAUGUGGCUGCUGCCCAGCCUGCACAGAUGCCCUCUCCCUCCUCCUCCUCCUCCUCCUCCACCAGUUCUGCUCCUGCACCCAUCCCCUCUUCCAGCACCAUGCCAAGGAUCAUAGGCAAGCCAGAAUUCCCAGACACAGGAUGGGACCGUAUCAAGGACCUCUUUGACAGAGAUGCAACACAGAGGUACCCAGAGGAGCUGACCAACGUGGUAAAGAGCGGGUUAGUUGGCGCACUUGCAGGCUUGCUCUACGGAGGCCUGCCAGCAGCUUUCCAAGCCAAGCAGAGGUAUAUCCAAGUCAGCCAGGCGGAAAUCUACACCAGCAGAGUGGACGCAGUGCGCUCAGCCCAUAAUGCAGCAGUCCGGGGCUUUGUGAGGUAUGGAUGGAGGUGGAGCUGGAGAGUGGCUGCUUUUGUCACCCUAUUCAAUUCUGUCAGCACAGGGCUGUCUGUGUACCGAGACAAGUAUGCCCUCAGCCAUUAUGCUGCAGCUGGAGCUGUGACUGGAGGCCUUUUCAGACUGAACCUGGGCCUGCGAGGGUUGGUGGCAGGGACAGUCAUCGGAGUAGUGAUGGGGAUUCCCACUGGUGCUUUGAUCAUCAGCAUGCAGUCGGUGGCCGGAGAAACUGUCAGAGAGAGGAGGAGGAAAGAGCGCAGGGAGCUUUACGAGCUCAAACUCUCAGAAUGGUCGGCUCGUCUGCAGUUGACAGACGAGUUGAUCGGCGAUCUGAAUGUCAGCACUCAGACAGAGGAAACCAGUAAGGACAUGCAAAGGAUCCAGGAUCUGCUGAGCUUACCGCCGAAGGAGGAUGUGACUCAGGACUCAUGCAGCGAGUGACAGUUGCUGCCUUACUGCCUGUUAUCUGUUGGACAUUGAAGGUGGGAGUUCACACACCUGGGAGGAUAAAUGGGUCUCUUCUUUGGCUGGACUCCACACACCUUCUCUCUAAAUGGAAACUGCUUCACAUGAGAAUUAAAAGACGCUGUUGUACCUCACCAACUACUGUCCUCCAGCUCUGCCUGCUGUAUGUGUGUGUGAGCACUGUACAUCUAUCUCUGUGAGAACCAGUUUGACAUUUUGGGAAAGUGAUUAUUUAUACAUUUGCCAGUGUAAGGAUACGACCUGAGAGACUGAGGUCAGGUAACCUUGUUGUGUAUCCCCAAAAGAUGUUUCCUUUGCUUUCAAAAUCAGCUCAGCUCAUGUUUAAUAUGGGCUUGUGUCCUUCACUAUUGGCUCCCUUAUGAAUAAACAAUAAAACCAAACAAAUUUAAAACCACA